Notothenia coriiceps (black rockcod) is the source of this 2133-nucleotide messenger RNA. Its product is annotated as low-density lipoprotein receptor-related protein 5-like. Gene Ontology annotation, biological process: receptor-mediated endocytosis. The transcript is spliced from 12 exons. NCBI's taxonomy places the organism in Eukaryota, Metazoa, Chordata, Actinopteri, Perciformes, Nototheniidae. Gene Ontology annotation, molecular function: hormone binding; protein binding. Bases 1 to 2133 code for a protein of 710 amino acids. The record is from RefSeq and is a predicted model, not a curated record. Gene Ontology annotation, cellular component: apical plasma membrane; plasma membrane; signaling receptor complex.
AUGAACCAUCCAGAUCUCUCAGGGCUUCAGAGGGAGAUCAUCGUGGACGACCUGCCUCACCCCUUCGGCCUCACCCAGUACCGGGACUUUAUCUACUGGACCGAUUUUAACCUGCGCAGUAUCGAGCGGGCAGACAAACGCAGUGGACUCAACCGCACUGUGGUGCUGCAGGGCCAGCUGGAGCUGAUGCUGGACAUCCUGGUGUUCCACUCCUCCCGUCAGGAGGGCACCAACGAGUGUUCCCAUAACAACGGUAACUGUGCCCAUCUCUGCCUGGCCACGCCCGCUGGGGCCCAGUGCCGCUGCGCCUCCCACUACACUCUGAACCCCGACGGACGGAACUGCAGCUCCCCCUCCAGUUUCCUGCUCUUCAGUCAGAAGGCCAGCAUCAGCAGGAUGGUGUUGGGAGAGCAGAGUCCGGACAUCAUCCUGCCCAUCCACGUGCUGAGGAACGUCCGGGCGGUCAGCUACGACCCUCUGGACCGCCUGGUGUACUGGCUGGACGGACGACAGAACAUACGCAGGGCCCGGGAUGACGGAGCCAUGUCUUCCAUGAUCGUGAGCAGCAGUGUUCAGCCAGCGGACAACCAGCUCCAUGACCUGAGCCUGGACCCCUACAGCCGCCACAUCUACUGGUCCUGUGAGACCACCAACACCAUCAACGUCCAGAGGAUGGACGGCCACACGGUGGGCGUGGUCCUGAAGGACGACACCGACAAACCCCGGGCCAUCGUGGUCAACGCUGAGAAAGGGUACAUGUAUUUCACCACAGUGCAGGACCGCUCGGCUAAGAUCGAAGGAGCCUCUCUGGACGGCACGGAGAGAGAGUCUCUGUUCACCACCGGACUCAUCAGGCCAGUGGCUCUUGCUCUGGACAACAAAAUGGGAAAACUGUUUUGGGUCGACGCAGACCUCAAACGCAUCGAGAGCAGCGACCUGACAGGAGCCAAUCGCAUCGUCCUGCAGGACUCCAACAUCCUGCAGCCGACGGGGGUUACUGUGCUGGGAGACCACCUGUACUGGAUCGACCGGCAGCAGCAGAUGAUCGAGAGGGUGGACAAACUGACCGGAGAAGGGCGCACGCGCAUUCAGGGCCGCAUCUCCUACCUGACCUCCAUCCAUGCUGUGGAGGAGAUGGACCCACAUGAGUUUGCAUCCCACCCAUGUUCUCGCGAUAACGGCGGCUGUUCUCACAUCUGCAUCGCUAAGGGAGACGGCACCCCCCGCUGCUCCUGUCCCAUGCACCUGGUGUUACUGCAGGACCUGCUGCACUGUGGAGAGCCCCCCACCUGCUCCACAGAGCAGUUCACCUGCUCCACAGGAGAGAUCGACUGCAUCCCCAUGGCCUGGCGCUGCGACGGCUUCUCAGAGUGUGACGACAGCAGCGACGAGGAGAGCUGCCCCGUCUGCUCCUCCCAUCAGUUCCAGUGUGACAAAGGAGGCUGCAUCGACGCUCAGAGGCGCUGCAACGGGGAACCUGACUGUGCCGACCACUCUGAUGAGCACGACUGUGAGACCAUCUGCCCUCCUAACCAGUUCCGCUGCGGAGACAACCAGUGCAUCACGAAGAAGCAGCAGUGUGACAACUACUCUGACUGCCCCGACGGCUCCGACGAGCUCGCCUGUGAGUAUGUGUCUCCUCCCUCCGUCCCUAACACAGGGCCCAACACCAUCGGCCCGGUCAUCGCCAUCAUCCUGCUGGUCUUUGUAAUCGGGGGAGCCUAUUUUGUCUGCCAGCGGGUGGUGUGUCGACGCUACAAGGGCCCCAGUGGAACUUUCCCUCAUGAGUACAUCAGUGGGACGCCCCAUGUGCCACUCAAUUUCAUCGCACCCAGCAGCUCGCAGCAUGGCACCUUCCAAGGACAUAAAGUGUUAAAGAUCAUUCAUGGUACACACAGCUGGUUCUCCAUGGCGGCUGCUGACCUCGUGGUACCACUGUGGUUACUUACUCGCCUGCAGAGGUGGUUUGCCGGCCUUCGUUUAGAUCCCAAGAGGCACAAACGACGUCUGGUGACCAUCCCCCCCUUAGUGGAGGGCAACCUCCGAUACUGGGGGUCCCCAAAGCAUCUGCGGAGGGGAACUCCGCUGGGGAGGGUGACCGCUUACGUCACGGUGUUCAAGAUGCACCCGUGA